Spirodela intermedia is the source of this 5584-nucleotide messenger RNA. The record is from the annotation of a GenBank genome assembly. Lineage: Eukaryota; Viridiplantae; Streptophyta; Magnoliopsida; Alismatales; Araceae.
AUGGGAUUCCUGAGCACGCUGCUGGGAGUCGUCGGAUUCGGGGUCGGGGUUCCCCUUGGUCUGCUCUUGGGGUAUUUCAUCUUCAUCUAUUCAGAGUCCAGCGACGUCCAGGUGCGUUUCUCCAGACUCGCGCCGGUGGCGAUGGCGUGUAUCUUAGUCGUCGUCGUCGUCGUUGUCUUCCACUCACGAAUCAAUCCGCUUCUCUCGUCGAUCAACCGAGGCGAUCGUGUCCGGUUAAUGGGCUGCGUUCUUUCCUGUCGUUGUUUCUCACUUGUUGUAUCUAUCCCCUGUUUCCCCGCCUCCAGGACUCAGACAAGUUUAGCAGGGGUCUGCGCCGGGGGGCCGUAAAUGGGGGCUCCUACCUCAAAGUUUUGUCUUCUAGUGUUCCCAUCUCCAUGAUUUAUGUUCGAAUUUCCACGCAGGAAGCCGAUUUUCAUACGCACGAGAGUUCCUAUUCGAGUGAUAAUUUGUUGGCUCACCCUUCCUGCUUUAAUCAACUUAAAAAAAACGAAUUUCUGGAUAGAAUUUGGAUGUCUUCCACUUCUGUUAUUUUAUGUUUUCAGUACGUAUCUCUGACGGGUGUUGCCCAAUUCCCGCAGAAACACGUAGUUCUACAGGGGGGGGGGGGGGGGGGUUGCCCUCCCUGGGGUUGGAUUGACUGGAUUUUUUUACCUGAUCUUCUCCAUCCAUUUGCUACGGUCCUCAAUUUAUUUUUAUCUCGGGUAUCUGAUGCUUAUGCUGUGUUCCACUCAGACAGCUUUACUUGUUCCCCCAUUCAAAGUCGCCGAUUCCUCUAGAAGCUUUUCCUAAGAAUUUCUCUCAUUUUUUUCCGUUGUUUAAAAGCUUAACCCAUCCUCCGUUAGCAUGGUCGUAUAGCUAUAACAUCAGUAUAAUUAUUUCAUUUUUCAACUUGUGACUGCAGGAUCCAGUUACUCGCAAAAUUCAUGAUUUGGAUUCGAAGACUCUGAAACAACUGUUACCUGAAAUUCCAUUAUGGGUGAAGCGUCCCGACUAUGAGCGUGUGAGUGCUGAUCCUCACGUCAGAAUUCCCUUUGCUCUUUCAAUUUCUGUGGUAAUGUUAGCAUAGCCCGAAAUAUCAUUUGUGAUUUUUUUCUGGAGAGAUAAGUCAGAUAGUCAUAAUGCUUCGCCUUUUAGAUAUUUUAUCUAGACAGAUAUGAUGCAUUUAUGAUUAGCACCUUGUUCUAGAGCUGGGUUUAGAUAACUACGAGUCAGACGGCGAUUUAUUUGCGAGGAAAUAACUUUUUUACAAAUUGGCACUGAAGAUGUAAAAAUUUAGCUCUGGAGCAGGGAAUGUAGAUCUGGUUAUCUCAAACUGAUGUUAAUGAUAACCUUUUAGUUUUCUCCCUCUCCAGGAAAUCUUGCUUUCAUGACCGGAAAAAGAAUAUUCUUAUCUGAACAAUCAUACGCAAUUUUAUUUUUUUUCAGCUUACGGAUUCUUCAUAAUUGUUCGAUAUGUAUUUUAAUCUGGAACGUGGCAAUUAUUUUGGAAUAUACUACCAAAAUUCGUAUUAUCUCAAGAUAAUUGGAAUAUAGGUACCUCGUAUUUAGUUUCUACCCCCUUGAAAGGCUUCUGUCUCUUGACUCUCUCUGCUACCUACGUUUGAAGACGCUGGCGAGAAGGAAGCUGGUUUGCUUUGAACUAGUAGAUCACGUGUUGCAUGUCUAUGUUACUGGAUUCUCUACAUGAAGAGAACUCCAAUGAGAAAGUAACUUUGUAUACUUUACCGUAAAAUUUACAGCUAACGUUACGGGCAGUCCUCUUUUUAUUUUUCAUUAUUUUGAGCCAGUUUAGUGAAAUAUUAUACAUAUAUAUAUAUAUAUAUAUAUAUAUAUAUUAUUGACUUUUCUUUCCACGAAUGGCAUUAUUUCUUUUUCUAGGUCGAAUGGAUGAACAAAUUUAUCGCUGAAUUGUGGCCUUGGUUGGAUAAGGUACUCCUGAUCUUUACGAACUUAUUUUAGUUAAACCAGUGGUUGGCAUUUAUUUUCCUAUUCUCUGAACUUUUUGUGGUUAUACCUAUUGAAUCAUACUUGUUGAGACUUUUUUUAUUCAGUCGGUUACAGGAAAGAAACAUCAGAAAAAAUCGUUCAUUAGGAUUUAUAAAAGAUUUAGUUCUUCGUAUGGUUUAGUAUACUUUCAUUCUGGCUGAUUUUUAUUAAUUCAGGCAGCUUGCGAUAUGAUUAGAAGCAUGGCCAAACCAAUAUUCGAUCAGUACAUUGGAAAAUUUCACAUAAAAUCAAUUGAAUUUGGACUUCUCACGCUUGGUACCCUUCCACCCAGAUUACACGGUAUGUAAUCUUUCUUUUGGAUGUUGAAGUGAGAUCUGAUAUUUGGAGCAUAUGUAGACCCUUCUAUCCUUAUUACCUGAGGAAUAUUUCCCCUGUUCGCGAGAAAACAGAUAAAUGUCCCGGUUUACGACAAACUUGAGUGCUGCCUCAUCGCUCCCAUAUUCAUUAUUGUCCCUGAGAUGAAGCAUCAGUCUGGCUCUGGGCAAAGCUGUCCGCCCAGAUGCUAAUGGUAAAUUCUCUAGUUUGGCGUUAAACAGGAGGAGGCCUGCCAUUACCCGUUGAUGGGGCCGCUUGCCCUUUUGUCCUGCUCCCAAAUUUACCGGUGAAAGGAGAAGAAGGAGAUUGACACAUUGGCAACUUAGGCCAUGAAACAUGCCCACGUUUCCCGAAAACUUGCCUCUUACGCUGCAUAAUUUCCGACCCGUUUCCAUCGAGGAAGGUGUGCUAUGAAGUAUGUAACAUGCUUCCCAGGCGCAACCAGUUAUUUUCAGGAGUCACACAAUAAACCAAAUUCUUAGGCGUCAAGUUUCAGGUCCUUGCUUCCGCUCACGUGCAUAAUGAACCUCUACCUCUCUGAAAAUCAUCGUUUAUCUGAUUCGUCUCCAAUAAAUUAUUGAUUUUAUUAUGCUCUCCUGCCAUUUUAAGAUACAUUUUUAAGAUCCUCCAAGGAAUGAGAAGAUCCUAGGGAGGUCAAGAAUGUGCCACUUGGCUGCAAGAAUGUGCCGAGUCCAAGUGGCACGGGGUCCGCUGACUUCGAGGAACUCCGGCACUCGUCCACGAUGUGCUCCAUGACUCACCGUGGAUUCAGAAGAACUUUUGUCCGCCGGGUCACUCCUUGAUGACAGCCAAUAUUUUUUUUACUCUUAGUUCCUCCCCUCUGCAGGUGUUAACUUCUACGAGACAAAUGGGAGAGAACUAAUUCUUGAGACCGAUAUUCGCUGGGCUGGCAAUCCAAACGUACUCGUUGUGGUAAAUUUUCUGGGUUUUAGAGUAACAGUGCAGGUGAGGAGUUCUUCCAGCGCAAAAGAAAAAGAGAAGAGGGAAAGAUCGAAUAAUGAUGUCCCCCACAGAAAAUUCUUUCUCAUAGAGUUUGUCUUUCAGCUGAUAGAUUCACAGAUCUUCAUGUCACUGCGUGUUACACUGAAGCCCCUGGUGCCCACCUUUCCGUGCUUCGGGAGCGUGGGCAUGUCCUUGACGGACAAGGUAAUCCCGGGAGGGCUACCCUUCUUCAUACCACUGCAAAUCCGGGCACUUUUGUUGAACUGAUUCUUCUGCACCUACUCCCACAACAUGGUUCCAGCCGCACGUCGACUUCGGCCUCAAACUUGUCGGAGCAGAUAUCAUGGCAAUCCCUAUCUUGUAUAGUUUUGCCCAGGUACGUGCUUCCGCCAUCGAUUUCAACUCCCGGUCGUUGCGUGGAUCUUCUUCGGCUUUCGUCUUUUAAGUUGCUUGUGGUUUUCUUGGGGAAGAUCAGUAGUAAUGGUGGCAGCAAUCAAGCCCUUGCUCUCGUCGUCCAUCUUCCCAUUCCCUUCACAUCCUGCAUAACGAUGACACCGCGUGGGCUCCCUAGAGGUUCAAGCAGCGAGCAUCAUGAAAAAGUUUUUUUUUUUUUUUUUUUUUUUUUAAUUUUCUAAUUUCCAGUCGGGGAGCUAAACGGCGCCGGCAGUCGAAUUGGAUAUAGUAAUCUCUUCUUUUCAGAGGAUCUUGUUGGCCUGAACGCGAGAAUUAAUUGUCUGGGAAUCACGCGCAGGAAACUAUAAAAGAACAGCUUGGCGACCUCUGUCUCUGGCCGCAGACGCUGAAAGUUCCGAUUCUCGACGGCUUCAGGUGACCUCCGCCGGAUGGGCGUUGACCAUUUUUUGCUUCCUCGUCCAUUUUCCCAGGAGGAUUGCAUCUUUGAUGUGUGGUUGCAGCGCGAUGAAGAAGCCCGUCGGAAUACUGCACGUGAAGGUCCAGCGGGCGUCCGGCCUCCUGAAGAUGGACUUGCUGGGAAAAUCCGACCCGUACGUGAAGCUCAGCCUGAGCGGGGAGAGACUUCCAUCCAAGAAGACCACCGUGAAGAUGUGCGAGCUGAAUCCUGAGUGGAACGAGCGGUUCAAGCUCGUCGUCAGAGACCCAGAGACCCAGGUCCUCGAGCUCCACGUGUUCGACUGGGAGAAGGUCAACCAUCUCCCUCUCCCUCUCCAUCUCCGUUCCAUCGAUUGUAUUAUUGAUCUUUCCGAUCGUCCAGAUGAAGGCGCACGACAAACUGGGCAUGCAGGUGGUUCCGCUGAGCCUGCUGAACCCCAACGAGCCCAACUGCUUCACCCUGGAUCUGCUCAAGAACCUGAACCCGAACGACCCGCACAACAGACGGAGAAGAGGGAAGAUCACGGUGGAGCUGAGAUUGGCGCUGUUCAAGGAGGAGGUGGAUCCCUGCCCCAGCAGGUGGCUGGACGGAGAGUGGGAGGGAUGGAGCAGCGGGGAACGGUCUCUGGUCGACGCCCGAUCCCACAGCGACGGGGUGCUCUCAGUGGCGGUUGUCCGGGCGGGGAAUGUGGAAGGGAAGCACCACAACAACACCUACGCCGUCGUCGCCUUCAAGGGGGAGCAGAGGAAGACCAAGGUAUCACCAUCAUCAUCAUCAUCAUCAUCAUCAUCAUCAUCAUCAUCUGAUCUGCUGAUUAGUUUAAGAAUUCUUUGCAUCGUUGGGCUCCGAUUCCUUCAAACAAAAACAAAAAAAGAACAAAAAAAAAUAAGUUUCUUUUGUUAUUUAUAUGAUGUUCUUCCGGGUUGAGAUUCGUAAAAAGGUUAAACCCAUUGAUCAGUACUGCGGGAAGAUUAAAAAUCUAUUCUUUGAUGAAACCUAGCACUGAUCUUACGAUCUUAUUGCUCAACAUCUGGUCACGAGUCAACGUUGAGAUUCUUCUCCGACUGCAGAUGAUCAGCCGGAGCAGGGAGCCCAGAUGGGACGAAGAAUUCCAGUUCAUGCUGGAGGAGCCCCCCGUCGACGAGAAGAUCCACAUCGAGGUGAUGAGCAAGAGAAGGGGUUUCGGCUUCCAUUCAAAGGUGAGCUCUUGAACCAGAAAGUCAACGCACCCCGCAUUCUCCCACCGGCGAGAUUCCACGUGAAGCUCUUCGUUGACGUCGUUGCUGGUUGCCGUUGCAGGAGUCAUUGGGCCACGUGGCCGUCAAUCUCGUGGAUGUGGUGAACAGCGGGCGCAUAAAUGAGACGUAUAACCUGAUCAACUCGAGGCGCGGAGUGAUCCAUGUUGACAUAAAAUGGAGAACCGUUUGA